This is a messenger RNA of Eurytemora carolleeae, 1289 nucleotides long. RefSeq names its product phosphatidylserine decarboxylase proenzyme, mitochondrial-like. Gene Ontology annotation, biological process: phosphatidylethanolamine biosynthetic process. Gene Ontology annotation, molecular function: phosphatidylserine decarboxylase activity. Gene Ontology annotation, cellular component: mitochondrion. NCBI's taxonomy places the organism in Eukaryota, Metazoa, Arthropoda, Copepoda, Calanoida, Temoridae. Bases 12 to 1223 code for a protein of 403 amino acids. The record is from RefSeq and is a predicted model, not a curated record. The transcript is spliced from 13 exons.
CUUUCAGAAGUAUGACGAGUUUGCUAGUUCGGGUUUUUAGGUUAGCUGUUAGAGAACAGUGUCGAACUCGGGCAAAAUCUGGCCAGAUUACUCAGGCACGAGGAUGUCAUACUAAAUCUAAGGAGAGUGGAGUCCUGAAAACAUAUCUGGAGAAAGUUCUUAACAAUCCUUUACCUCUUGGAGCAGGAGCAUUAGUUGUUGGGAUUCUACAAUGGAAUAGGAUCAGAUCUAGAAACGAAAGGCAGACAGAAGGAGAAGAGCUUAAAGAGGAGGCAAAUAAGGUUCUGCAUCCGGAGCAUUGGAAGGUUACAUGCUACUCAAAUCUACCCCUCCGACACGUUUCUAGGUUAUGGGGGUUUAUUAAUGAGAUCCAUUUACCUGUAUGGUUGAGAACCAAAGUUUUAGGUUGGUAUGUGAGUGCAUUUGGCUGUGAUUUGUCUGAUGCUGAGGUAGAGAAUCUAGAAUAUUAUCAAAACCUAGGAACAUUUUUCAGACGCAGAUUGAAGAGCAGUGUGCGUCCUAUAGCCAGUGAAGACCUGAUAUCUCCUUGUGAUGGGAAGGUUAUGCACAGUGGGCCGGUUGAUGUUCAUUCAGGACUUGUAGAACAGGUUAAAGGAGUUACAUAUUCAUUAAAAUCCUUCCUGGGCAGUUACUUUUUCACAGGGGUUCAAGCUCUACAUGGAUCUAAAGAAGUUGUUGAGAAAGAAGAAUCCCCGAAGAAUUUAUAUCAAUGUGUUCUGUAUCUUGCACCCGGAGAUUACCAUUGUUUUCAUAGUCCUACAGACUGGAUUCUCGAGCAACGAAGACAUUUUCCCGGAGAGUUGUUGUCUGUGAACCCGAAGGUUGUUAGUAUCAUUAGUCAUCUGUUCGCACUCAACGAGAGGGUUGCAUACAUAGGCAAAUGGAAACAUGGUUUCUUCUCUAUGACAGCUGUUGGAGCAACUAAUGUGGGAUCUAUUAAGGUGGAAAAGGACCCUGAGCUUACAACUAAUAAUUGGAAAUAUGAAUCAAAAACAUUCCAUCAAAAAUCAUUUAAGAGUAAAGUUGAGGCCGGUAUUCCUGUGAAGAAAGGAGAAUAUUUCGGUGAGUUUAACCUCGGAUCUACAAUAGUUCUCAUUUUCGAGGCGCCAGACAACUUCCAAUUCGACCUGUGGCCUGGAAAAGUUGUUAAAGUCGGACAUGCUAUUCUCAAAUCUCAAGAUAGGGAUGAAAAUCAAUCCUAGACUGUGCCGAAAUCCUCGAAAUUUUACACCUGAACUUUGAAAAAACUGCUAUAUUUUCCAGAAAAA